Etheostoma spectabile (orangethroat darter) is the source of this 852-nucleotide messenger RNA. RefSeq names its product acyl-CoA dehydrogenase short chain (gene acads). Lineage: Eukaryota; Metazoa; Chordata; Actinopteri; Perciformes; Percidae. Gene Ontology annotation, biological process: butyrate catabolic process; fatty acid beta-oxidation using acyl-CoA dehydrogenase. Gene Ontology annotation, molecular function: short-chain fatty acyl-CoA dehydrogenase activity; flavin adenine dinucleotide binding. The record is from RefSeq and is a predicted model, not a curated record. Gene Ontology annotation, cellular component: mitochondrion.
AUGGCCUUGCUCCACCUUACCUCUCUGAGCUGCUGCACCCCGACACCCCCAGCCGAUCUCUCAGCCCUCGGCGUGUGUCUCGCUGGUCGCCGCGGUCUGUCCCAGCUGGCCGAGCUACCGGAGACGCACCAGCUCCUCAGACAGACCUGCAGAGACUUCGCCGACCGGGAGCUGGCGCCGAUCGCCGCCCGGCUGGACAGGGAGCACGCGUACCCCGCCAAGCAGAUCCAGGAUUUGGGGGCGAUGGGGGUGAUGGCCAUGGAGGUCCCCGAGGAGCUGGGUGGAGCCGGGAUGGACUACCUGGCGUACAGUCUGGCCAUGGAGGUCAGCCGGGGCUGCGCCAGCACGGGGGUCGUGGUGUCUGUAAAUAACUCUCUCUACAUCGGGCCGAUACUGAAGAACGGGUCAGAAGAACAGAAACAGCAGUGGAUCACGCCGUUCACCACCGGGGAGAAGGUGGGCUGCUUCGCCCUCAGUGAGCCAGGUAACGGCAGCGACGCGGGCGCGGCCUCCACGGUCGCCCGGCAGGACGGAGACGAGUGGGUGCUGAACGGGACCAAAGCCUGGAUCACCAACAGCUGGGACGCCUCCGCCACCGUCGUGUUCGCCACAACGGACAAGAAACUCAAACACAAGGGCAUCAGCGCCUUCCUGAUCCCCAUGCCACACCCGGGGCUUUCUCUGGGGAAGAAGGAAGACAAGCUGGGCAUCCGAGCCUCGUCCACCGCCAACGUCAUCCUGGAGGACUGCCGGGUGCCGCUGGGCAACAUGCUCGGGCCGCGUGGCGCCGGAUUCAAGAUCGCCAUGGUACUUUUUAGAGCCGUUCGUUGUAGAGCUGCAAUUAAUCGUUGA